Messenger RNA from Dermacentor andersoni, 2779 nucleotides. RefSeq lists its product as uncharacterized. NCBI's taxonomy places the organism in Eukaryota, Metazoa, Arthropoda, Arachnida, Ixodida, Ixodidae. The record is from RefSeq and is a predicted model, not a curated record.
GCCAUACUUUCCAUCGACGCUAAGCCUAAGCCAUCUGGAAUCCGAACAAACGUCACUCCCUUGUCCCAUCAACAUGGUGUCGAAAGAACCCGUCUCUGUCGUCUGGUUCCACGUGGCAGACGUCAGGCUGAACUUGACCAGUGGCUUACCUCAAAGCAUGGACAGUCAUCGCAAACCAAAGAAAGUUUACGCUUUGGUGGCUCCCGAGCCUCCACCGACCAAAGUGCUGGGAGCAACUGUUGGACUAGUGGACGGUGCUCACUGGAAGCAACAGCCGUGGAUCGGCAAGGCGUUCUUUUCACUGCUCAGUGAUCCACCCGCUUUACUUCUGAAUCGGCUGGAUCGCUCCGACACCGGAAGUUACGUGUGCAACGUUUCGUACAACGGUGACAAGGUAACCGACGCGGGUGUGACCAUAACGGAGGCUAUCGUGGAUCUGUUUAUAGCAGUUCCUCAGCAGCCACCGGUUAUUAAGGACUCCCAAGGCAACCAACUGCGUGCCACAGCAGGGCCUUACGCUGAGGGCGACACCGUGAUGCUGACUUGCGGUGUGCCAGCUGCUAGCCACAAACUGACGCUCGCUUGGAGGCGAAACGGCCAACCGCUGGGGUCACCGCCAGCUACCGUCGCGACGCCCAGUGGAGGAUGGGAGAACCAUCUCGACCUGGGUCCUUUAUUCCGCGAGGACUUGUUCGCGAACGUCAGCUGCGUGGCAACCAGCGACGUCACUCUGCCUGCGGAAAGCUCGGUGCUUAUCGACAUGUUCCUGCCGCCUGCCGAAGUUUUCCUCUGGAGCUGGCAUCAUGGCGAUGUCGAUGCCUCCGGAUGGGUCAUGGUCGCCCCUUCGACAACUGGAACUACAUCUUCGGCUAGGGCUUCGACAUCCGUUCUUGAGUCUAAGACGGGUAGCUCGCACCUCUCCCAAGGAACAUCUCGGCCACCAAAUGCAGAUCCGGAUUCGGCUACCGAUUUCUACGCUCCGCGCAGCUUCGAGUGCGAGGUAUCUGGAAGCCGUCCGCCAGCAAACAUCUCAUGGUUCCUGGACGGAAUGCCGUUGGACGUGCGCUUGAGUCACACUCGCACCCGAGGCAACGUAACGGCAAGCGUGCUUCUCCUGCCAUCUCAAAUGCACGCGGGAAAGCUCCUUGAGUGCCGGGCUAGCAACGACAAUUUGCGAGACCAUCGAGGAGUGGUCAGUCGCUACUUGGCUGUCAAUGUGUCAAGCAAGCCAGAAGUGAGCAUCAAACUGGGCACCGGUCUCAAUGCUAGCCGCAUCACGGAGGGAGUAGACGUGUACAUGGAGUGCUCCGUCCUCGUCACUUCGAGAAUCACCGACGUUAAAUGGAGUCGUGACGGCCAAGAGCUCGACGCGGAUCUGACCGAGGGCAUUGUGAUGACUUCUCGCUACUUGGUGAUCCGCGGGGUGACUCCCGGCCACACCGGAAGCUACACGUGCGGAGUAACUAGCACCCGCGGCGACACCGUCGAGAGCACGCCGCUUCUCAUCCGCGUCAGAUACUCUCCCAGGUGCGAUUCUGAGGAAGAUCGCAUCCUGCGUGUUGAGAAAGACGCAGCCGUCAACGUCACCUGUGAUGUGCGAGCCGAUCCUAAUGUAGGCCUACGCUAUUUCUGGCUCGCGGGUGACGCUGCGGAAGUUGCGGAAACCACGAGGAAAAGCCAGCCCACCCGGCCCGAGCAAGCGAAUGCACCGCUGGUGACGGCCUCGGAGCGCCUGGAGAUCAUGGCCAAUGCUUCGCUCUUCAAUGCGGCUCUCGCGUGCUGGGCGGAGAAUGCUGUGGGAACUCAGAGGAAGCGCUGCCGAUUCAAGUUCAUAUACAAGGGAGAGGACUCGCCCAACCUUACGUGCACGGUCGGCAAUUACACGGACAGUUCGUUCUCGCUGACAUGCUUCACACCUCUUGUCAACGGCACGACGACGACGACGACGACGACAAGGAGGCUGAGACAAGAACGGCGACUCCGAGUACAGGUGCUUGACACUAGGAGGGGCAACCGGUCUGAACGGAGCUUCUGGAGCACGGACCUGGGUCCGAUACUCGUCAACCGACUCCGCUCUUCCACCGAUUACUUGGUCGUGGUUCGAAUGCCUCCUGAUGCGAGCUUCCGGACCUGGGUGCGCACUCUGGGCCCAGCUCAAACCCUGAUUAGUCAAGGAGAUGUCAAGAGGAACACUCAUUACGGACGCUGGGCACUUGCCCUGAGUGUCGUCGUGUUGGCGUGCAGCCUGGCUGUUACUCUGAUGGCAGUGAUCGGCAUCUACUGCAUACAUGCCCGCAGAGGGCAGACGAGGAAGAGACGGAAGCCACCGGACAAGAAUUCCAAGAGCGACCUCAGUUUGAAUGGGCGUGAAGACGUUGACUCUGUGCACAUUGGAGACCACAAGGCCUACCUCGCCACGACGGAUAGCUGCUGACAGCUCAGAGCUCACGUGCUGUGUAAAGUGUACUGAACUCAGAUCGGUAGCAAUCGAUAUCACAGGGAAGAGCUACGGAUAUUUCCUGAUGCGGAAUGCCGUUUGGUGAUGCGUGAAGUAGAUAAGGAAGGGAGCUUCGCGGACGCCAGCUGACAUUAUAGAGUUUCGGCUCGCCCGUACACGUAUGAACGUUUACGGAAUACAAUGUUACCGGAACCGUAGACGGCACUGGCAACGCUGGUAGCGACACAUUGUGAUAAGUUGUCAAACCUUAACGCGUGAGAAGUUUUUUAGCUGCGUGGGUGCUCUCGUCGAAGAAGAAAAAAAUAAAUGGUGUGUUAAUGA